Panicum hallii is the source of this 2125-nucleotide messenger RNA. RefSeq lists its product as uncharacterized. Bases 132 to 1757 code for a protein of 541 amino acids. The transcript has 9 exons. The record is from RefSeq and is a predicted model, not a curated record. NCBI's taxonomy places the organism in Eukaryota, Viridiplantae, Streptophyta, Magnoliopsida, Poales, Poaceae.
GUGCAAGGGAAAACCCCAUUCCUCCUCGGCUCCUCCCUCUCCCCUGACCUGCCAAUCACCCACCCCCCUCUCACCUCCUCCAAUCACGGCAUCUCGUCUCCCUGGUCUUGGACCCGCACCGCGGCGGCGCAAUGGACAUCAUGGUGUGUGAGAUAUGUGGCAGUGGUAGCAGGCCCGAUCUUAUUGCAAACUGUGCUCGGUGCAAUGCUUAUGAGCACCUUUAUUGUAUGCAGGAGUUGACAUAUGUGAUUCCACAUGAAUGGUAUUGUGCUGGAUGCCAGGAAUAUGCUAACGGGUGCCCAAAACCUAGUCAAGGUGGGCAAACUGAGCUCCAAAACCCAUGGCAUGGUUGUGAUAAGCUGAAGGAAAGGGAAACUGUGAAGUUGAACCUCAGUCACAGCAAUGUGGCGCAUCAAAUUGAUCCCAGAUCUUCAAAUAAAUUUGGAAAUGCUAAAGUGAAAUUCAUUUCUUCUGAAGAAGUGGCAUCAUUGAGUAGAGAGAGGCCACCGUAUGUUAGGUCAAGGUUUGCUGUGCGGCCAAGUAAGGUUCACCCGUCAUCUCCUCCAAAUACAAAACACUCAUCCAAUUUGAAGUGUGUAUCCCCCAGCAGGAGUGACACACAAGUGCAAACCCUGAAACGAUGUGCUGCUGCAAAUCAUGAUCAAAUGAAAAUUGAGCAUAGGUCAUAUUUUGCUACUCAGCAAAGACCGGCUCAUCCUGCAUCUCCUCCAAACGUGAAGCAGCCAUCCAAUAUGAAAUCAAUAUCCCCCAGUAGGAGUGACAUGCAAGUGCAAGCCCUGAGACGAUGUGCUGCUGCAAGUCGUGAUCAGGCAAAGAUUGAGGGAAGGCCAGAUUUUGCCAUGCCGCAAAGACAAGUUCAUCCUGCAUCUCCACCACAUGCGAAACGGUUGUCAAAUAUGAAGUGCAUAUCCCCCAGUAGGACUGAAACGCAAGUGCAUACAAUGAAACGAUCUGCUGCUAACUGUCAGGAUCAGGCGAAGAUUGAUGACAUAAGCAUGAAACGGGACACAAGAUCUGGUGGUUCCAUGCCUACAAUUCACAGAUGUAGAACAAGUGAACUGGUUAAAGUAAAAGUUGACUCUAUGUCUGAAGCUAGAGAAACGAAGAUAGUGAAAGCACAUAAAGGAGAAAUUAACUCUGAGACUGAGGAUGAGCCUAGGGAAAUGGGAACAUUAUGUGCUUUAGACGGUGAUUCUGUAAGCAAAUCUGAAACGGAGAGUCUGAACCAGAGUAGAGACGUGCUACUCUCCAUCGAUUCAAGUGUGGAGUACACAAGACGCCCACCACCUGCAAUUUGUUGGAUGGGAUGCUUUCAUGUCUUGGAUGCUGGAGCAAAUCUUAAUCUUGGUGAAUUUAAAGCCCAGUUUCCAUCAAAAGUGUCAUCCAAGGUUUAUGAUAUUGUCAAGAUGAUACCUAAUAAUCUACAGUUGCAGUUAUUACCUCGAAUGAAUGACUGGCCAAAGUCUUUUGAGAUUAGCAAUCCGGUUUAUGAAGACAUUGGCUUAUUCUUCUUUUCUAAUGAACAUGAUGGGCAUGAAAAGCACUCUUAUUUAUUAGAAGCCUCCAGCAAUUAUGUUCUAAGGGCAUAUAUUGAUGGCAUAAAGUUGUUGAUAUAUUCCUCGGAAGUGCUUCCGCCUGAUUCUCAGUGGAUAGAUGGUGAGAGCUACUUAUGGGGGAUUUUUGUAAGAUCGAAGGGAAAGAGCGAUCCUCAGCUAUUCGGUUCAACCACUACAUGACUGUUUCGUUUCCCUGGGCAUGGUAGUAUACAACAGCGAAAAGGUAGUCUAAUCCAGAGGUGGUCAAGUGGACUCUCCGUUACAUGUAGCAGUGGCAUCUUCAUAUUGUAAUACAAGUCAUCGCACCUUUUGUAUCCAUCCGAUUCUGACCUUAUGACCCAAGGGAGAAGCUUGAGCUCCAUGAUUUGGGAGGAUUCCACCGUGCUGGUCCAUAACAAUACAUGUUUUUUCUUUGUCGCUUUGAUCUGAAACUAACUCCUGUAUAGCACGGCAACCAUCAGUCUAGCAAACUCUUGCAACUUGCUCUUGUGAUGUAUGUCCGUUGUUUGGCACAUUUGUGUGGUUGUUGAAUUGUGCGAAAAGGAGAA